Enhydra lutris kenyoni (northern sea otter) is the source of this 2446-nucleotide messenger RNA. RefSeq names its product LIM domain binding 3. The transcript has 14 exons. Bases 98 to 2242 code for a protein of 714 amino acids. Gene Ontology annotation, molecular function: actin binding; muscle alpha-actinin binding. Gene Ontology annotation, cellular component: stress fiber; filamentous actin; adherens junction. The record is from RefSeq and is a predicted model, not a curated record. Gene Ontology annotation, biological process: actin cytoskeleton organization; muscle structure development; heart development. NCBI's taxonomy places the organism in Eukaryota, Metazoa, Chordata, Mammalia, Carnivora, Mustelidae.
CAUUCGUUCCCAGCUAUUCUUAGGAGCCUCUCAGGAGCUCCACCAGCCUGGCCAGACAGCAAGGGACAGAGCAGAGACUGCCGCUGUCAGCACCAGCAUGUCUUACAGCGUGACCCUGACCGGGCCCGGGCCCUGGGGCUUCCGUCUCCAGGGAGGCAAGGACUUCAACAUGCCUCUCACUAUCUCCCGGAUCACACCGGGGAGCAAGGCCGCCCAGUCCCAGCUCAGCCAGGGUGACCUCGUGGUGGCCAUCGAUGGAGUCAACACAGACACCAUGACCCACCUGGAAGCUCAGAACAAGAUCAAGUCUGCUAGCUACAACCUGAGUCUCACGCUGCAGAAGUCAAAACGCCCCAUCCCCAUCUCCACAACAGCACCCCCGGUCCAGUCCCCUCUGCCGGUGAUCCCCCACCAGAAGGACCCCGCUCGGGACACGAACGGCAGCCCAGCGGCACUCAGCCCCAACCCUGAGGCGAGGGCAAGUCUGGGCACCCUGGGCACCCCGGAGCUCAGGCACACGUUUAGCUCCUUCUCCCAGACCUCCGUCUUCUCCUCACACACGGAGGCCUCUGAGCCCGGCCCUCCGCGGGGCAGCCCAGGGGCCAAGACCAGCCUGGAGGGAGCCCUGGACUCACUCAGCCCGAAAGCCCCGCAGGGCUCAAGCCAGCCAAGGCAGUAUAACAACCCCAUUGGCCUGUACUCAGCAGAGACCCUGAGGGAGAUGGCUCAGAUGUAUCAGAUGAGCCUCCGAGGGAAGGCCUCAGGUGCUGGACUCCCAGGAGGCGCGGACUACCAGGAACGGUUCAACCCCAGCGCCCUGAAGGACUCUGCCCUGUCCACCCACAAGCCCAUUGAGGUGAAGGGGCUGGGCGGCAAGGCCACCAUCAUCCAUGCGCAGUACAACACACCCAUCAGCAUGUACUCCCAGGAUGCCAUUAUGGACGCCAUUGCUGGGCAGGCCCAGGCCCAGGGCAGUGACUUCAGUGGGAGCCUUCCUAUUAAAGACCUUGCCGUGGACAGCGCCUCCCCCGUGUACCAGGCCGUGAUUAAGAACCAGAACAAGCCGGAAGACGAGGCUGAGGAGUGGGCCCGACGCUCCUCCAACCUGCAGUCUCGCUCUUUCCGCAUCUUGGCCCAGAUGACCGGGACAGAAUACAUGCAAGACCCUGAUGAAGAAGCUUUACGACGGUCAAGGCCCCAGGCCUCUGCCUACAGUCCCGCCAAGGCGACCUCUCCAGCACCUGCCACUCAUACAUACAAUGAGGCCUCAGCUGCCCCUACGCCCAAGCCCCGGGUUGUCACCACCGCCAGCAUCCGGCCUUCUGUCUACCAGCCAGUGCCGGUGUCCACGUACAGCCCAUCCCCAGGGGCCAAUUAUAGUCCAGCUCCCUACACCCCCUCGCCUGCCCCCACCUACUCCCCUUCCCCGGCUCCAAGCUACACCCCCUCACCAGCCCCAAGCUAUAACCCUGCCCCCUCAGCGGCCUACAGCGGGGGCCCUGUGGAGUCUGCCAGCCGUCCCCCAUGGGUGUCAGAUGACAGCUUCUCUCAGAAGUUUGCCCCGAGCAAGAGUACCACCUCCAUCAGCAAGCAAACCCUGCCCCGAGGGACCCCUGCCUACACCCCUGCGGGGCCCCAAGUGUCUCCCCUGGCCAGGGGCAUCGUUCAGCGGGCUGAGCGUUUCCCAGCCAGCAGCCGGACUCCGCUCUGUGGCCACUGUAAUAACGUCAUCAGGGGCCCCUUUCUGGUAGCCAUGGGCCGUUCCUGGCACCCAGAAGAGUUCAACUGUGCCUAUUGCAAGACCUCCCUGGCGGACAUGUGCUUCGUAGAGGAACAGAACAAUGUGUACUGUGAGCGCUGUUACGAGCAGUUCUUUGCCCCAAUCUGUGCCAAGUGCAACACCAAAAUCAUGGGGGAAGUGAUGCAUGCGCUGAAACAGACAUGGCAUACCACCUGUUUCGUCUGCGCAGCUUGCAAAAAACCCUUCGGGAACAGCCUCUUCCACAUGGAAGAUGGGGAGCCCUACUGUGAGAAAGACUACGUCAAUCUGUUCAGCACCAAGUGUCAUGGCUGUGAUUUCCCCGUGGAGGCCGGUGACAAGUUUAUUGAAGCCCUGGGACACACCUGGCAUGACACCUGCUUCAUCUGCGCAGUCUGCCACGUGAAUCUGGAGGGGCAGCCUUUCUACUCCAAGAAGGACAGACCCCUGUGCAAGAAGCACGCACACGCCAUCAACGUGUAGGGAGCCCGGAGCGUCUGAUGCGGACAGGCCGGGAGCCGCUCCUGCCGCUGGCAACAAAGGAUUCAAGGAGGCUGAUGUUUCUUUUGGGGGAAAGGGGGAAGACAGGAAGCUACUGAGCCCUUUUGAAGUAUAAUUUUAGUCCUUCCUUCUGCACACAGAUCGUGUAUUUGCAUAGUUCAGACUAGAAGCCAAAUGAAGAUUCCU